GGAUCCUCCCUGCAUGGGCGGGAAGUCCCAGCUCUGCUCUCUGACCCUGUCCCGGCAUCCUGCUGGAGGAGCGGUUAGACCGGCCCCGUCAUGGCGGCGUGCGGCACAGACAGGCUGGGCUCCCGGUGGCUGCUGGCGGUGCUGUGUUUACUCGGUGGCUCCAGCCGGGCUCAGGACAGCGCCAUGGAGGAGAUCGUGACCGAGAAACAGGUGGAGGCCAGCCACCGUCAGGACACCGUGAACCUGCUCAUCUUCAUCCUGCUGCUCACCCUCACCAUCCUCACCAUCUGGCUCUUCAAACACCGCAGGUUCCGCUUCCUGCAUGAGACCGGCCUGGCCACGAUCUACGGUCUUAUUGUUGGCGUGGUACUGCGAUACGGAAUUCAUGUUCCCAGCGACGUGAACAAUGUUACUGAGAGCUGUGAGCUGCAGACCAGCCCUGCCACUCUGAUAAUGAAUGUCAGCGGCAAAUUCUAUGAGUAUACCUUGAAGGGUGAAAUCAGUCCCAAGGAACUCAACAAUGUGCAGGACAAUGAAAUGCUUCGGAAGGUUACAUUUGAUACCGAGGUGUUUUUCAAUAUUCUCCUUCCGCCCAUUAUAUUUUACGCUGGUUAUAGCUUGAAAAGGAGGCAUUUCUUCAGAAAUUUAGGCUCCAUUCUCGCUUAUGCAUUUCUUGGCACAGCAAUAUCCUGCUGCGUUAUAGGAUCUCUCAUUUAUGGCUGUGUCAAACUGAUGCAGGUGACAGGAACCCUCACAGGAAAUUUUUACUUCACAGACUGCCUAUUUUUUGGUGCUAUUAUAUCUGCAACUGACCCAGUGACUGUUCUUGCUAUAUUCCAUGAGCUUCAAGUUGAUGUGGACAUGUAUGCCCUUCUGUUUGGAGAAAGUGUCUUGAACGAUGCAGUUGCCAUAGUAUUGUCCUCAUCAAUUGGAGCGUAUCGUCCCGCUGGAGAAAACACUCACACAUUUGACAUCACCGCAAUGCUCAAGUCUGUCGGAAUAUUCUUAGGGAUCUUCAGUGGAUCGUUCGCUAUGGGAGCAGCUACUGGAGUGGUUACAGCAUUGAUAUCAAAGUUCACCAAACUGCGUGAGUUUCCACUUUUAGAGACGGGUCUGUUCUUCUUGAUGUCCUGGAGCACCUUUCUCCUUGCUGAGGCAUGUGGUUACACAGGUGUUGUUGCAGUUUUGUUUUGUGGCAUUACUCAGGCGCAUUAUACCUAUAACAACUUAUCAACAGAGUCUCAACUCAGAACAAAACAGCUCUUCGAGCUUUUGAAUUUUUUGGCAGAAAACUUCAUUUUUUCCUAUAUGGGUCUGGCUUUAUUUACUUUCCAGAAUCACAUCUUCAAUCCUACAUUUAUUGUUGGUGCCUUUAUUGCUGUGUUUCUUGGAAGAGCAGCCAAUAUUUACCCUCUUUCCUUUUUACUUAAUCUGGGUCGGAGAAAUAAAAUUAGGGCAAACUUCCAGCAUAUGAUGAUGUUUGCAGGGUUACGUGGAGCAAUGGCCUUUGCAUUGGCGUUUCGAGACACUGCCACCUAUGCAAGACAAAUGAUGUUCUCCACAACACUUCUAAUUGUAUUUUUCACGGUCUGGGUAUUUGGUGGGGGCACAACAGCAAUGUUAUCAUGCUUAAAUAUAAGGGUGGGUGUAGAUGCAGACCACGACCAAAUGGGGGUUCCUGAAAACGAACGUAGGAGUACGAAAACAGAGAGUGCCUGGCUUUUUAGAUUGUGGUACAACUUUGAUCACAAUUAUCUCAAACCUCUUUUGACACACAGUGGGCCACCACUUACGGCAACACUUCCCAGUUGCUGUGGGCCAAUUGCCAGAUGCCUAACAAGUCCACAAGCUUAUGAGAACCAGGAGCAGUUGAAAGAUGAUGAUGAUUCGGAUCUCAUCUUGAAUGAUGGCGAUAUAAGUUUAACAUAUGGAGAUUCCACUGUGAGCACGGAUCCUGUAACUUCCAACAGUUCAAGGAGGGGCGUGGGUAACAGCUCGGAGGAUGCAAUUGAUCGAGAGCUUGCUAGUGGAGAUCAUGAACUUAUCAUAAGAGGAACACGUCUAGUCAUGGAGGAAUGUGAACCCCCAGUAAGCCUUCAAGUCACCAGGAGGCCUAGCCCUAUGUAGAGUCUUUGGGCUGGUUGGCUGUGUUGGCAAUGGAGUUUUCGUUUGUGUAUUUAAUCUUGCCACUAUAUUGUACUUCCUAAUGCAUGGCUAAGAUUGUUUGUUUGAGCUAUAUAAAUGCUGUUUAUAUGGCAUAGGAGGAAUAUCUUUUGUUUGACUCAACUUUAAAGAUCAAAUUCAUAUUUUUUUUUAAUAUUUUUUUUUCUUCAAACCAUUUGCACUUUAAGUGAAGCCAUCGAAAAAAAGUAUUUGCACAACAUCUCCAAUAAUUAUGAACAUGUCUAUCCUCGUAUACUUUCCUUUUACUUGAAAUAUUAUGUGGGGUUAAUUUAACAUUUAUAUUUGUGUUUAGUUUGUUAAUGUUUAGCUUAAGUAUAGUCAAUGGUAGCUCUGAGGUGGUUGUGAAAUAACAACCCUUUAUUACCAGUUUAAUUAUUAUUUUGCCCUGGGCUACAAUAGCCAUGAUUCUUUGUCAAAGCAUGAUGGGAGCUGUUGUUCCACAGUGGUGGAAGAGCCUUUGGUUGACUAAACCUGGUUUAAAUAAUAUAUUGUAAUUUUGUUAAUAUUGGCCAUGUUUAACUCUCUUGCUGGCAAAGGGUCUUAAAUUUAAUAUGCAACACACUGUCGCAAUUUGUGCUCUCUAUUUAACUCCGUCCAUUGGCAAACCAUGGGUAGCCGAUUUGAAACCUAGACACCCCUCUCUCUCAAACAGAGCCUGUCUGGCUUCUCUUCUGAAACACAUACAGUCAGAAUGUGUCUGUCUUGUCUUGUGCUUAUUUUUUUUGGGUGGUUUUCUUUUUUUUUUUUUUUUUUUUUACUUUUUACCGCCUUUAUAGAAGACAAAAAAAAAAAAAUAAAUCAGUGUUUCCAGCCAAAAAUUGUUUUAAGGAAAAUAAGGGGGGGAAAAAAUUACUUUUCAUUCCAAAGUUUUUCUUUACACGUUCAUGACACAAAAUAAUUUUGCAAUACCAUGGUGGAGAUUAUGAAAUCCCCUUGUAUUUAUUUUCCAUCUGCAAAGCAAAUGAAAGGAGACUGUUCAUUCCGAUCCUUCAGAGCUUAUUUGUAUGAUACUGACCCACUCCUGCAUCUGUUAAUAUUGUAUAUAUUUGUACAGGUCGUAGAAUAGUGUGUGCGUAUAUAAAUAGGCCAUAUAAGAAAGGACAACCCUUAUAAAUUGUUUCUUUCUUCUUUAAUCAUUUAUCUCCACAGAUAUCCCUGUCACAUGUAUAACCUUUACAUUAUUUUGUGUGUGGAUUAAACGUAACAAAAGUGGGCGUCCGUAAAAUGGUGUUAAAGUGAACCUGUAAUGGAAAAAAUGACUUGCCGAAAGUAGCUUCCAUACAUUUCAUACACCAUAUAUCAUAAAUAUUCAAUGUAUAAGGGAAAGAUUUACUCACUUUUCCUCUGUUCCAACGCCGUGUCGUGGUGUUACACUUCCUGGCGUAACCUCCUGGCCGUACUCCGCUACACCUCUGUUCUUCUCUGAUUUGCCCUGCUUGGGACACCUCCCCAAGUAGGGCACAUCUCAUCUGUGACAUCUGCAUGCUGGCUUCAUUGUCGGCAUCGAAACGUAGUAAAGUGACGUCACUCCAUUUCUAUAUUCCCUAACCGGGGUUUCCAUAGCAACCACAGUGCAUGCGCUGUGAUUGCUAUGGGAGGAGAGCAGAGAAACCUCCUCUGGGAGGUCUCUUCUGCCCUCCCUUGUCAGUCAAUGCCUUUACGUGCAUGUUUUUAAAUGGGUUUUUCUCCAAAUCUAUACAUUUUCCAGCCAAACUGUUAGCACAAUGUAUAGAUAAAAUCUUAUGCUCAAUCUGAUGAGCACAAGUUUUUUGGGACAUGAACUGUGCCCUUUAACCCCUUAAGGACCAAACUUCUGGAAUAAAAGGGAAUCAUGACAUGUCACACAUGUCAUGUGUCCUUAAGGGGUUAAGUAUCCAAUACCUGCACGAAGAGUAAAAUUACUGCUUUCUUUUGUUAUUUGUGCAAGAUUUGCCUUUAUUUGCUUAACUGGACCUGUCUGUUCUGAUUCUUAAAUUUUUUUUAAUCCUGACAUAUUCUCCAGUGCCAACUCUACCAUGAUUAUGCCAGGUUUGUGUAUUGCACUUAUGUAACUGCCACUAUCCAUCUACUGUCUGCUCCCCCACUAGUUUGGCUCUGUUUCUAAUCAAUUCCCAAUUCAGAGCACACUGCCUCUCUGAUUCCCAGCACA
Pelobates fuscus (common spadefoot toad) is the source of this 4333-nucleotide messenger RNA. It is a transcript of the gene SLC9A6, whose product is annotated as solute carrier family 9 member A6. Lineage: Eukaryota; Metazoa; Chordata; Amphibia; Anura; Pelobatidae. The transcript has 16 exons. The record is from RefSeq and is a predicted model, not a curated record. The coding region runs from base 91 to 2127 and encodes 678 amino acids. Gene Ontology annotation, molecular function: potassium:proton antiporter activity; sodium:proton antiporter activity. Gene Ontology annotation, biological process: sodium ion import across plasma membrane; potassium ion transmembrane transport; regulation of intracellular pH. Gene Ontology annotation, cellular component: plasma membrane; recycling endosome.